Branchiostoma floridae (Florida lancelet) is the source of this 896-nucleotide messenger RNA. RefSeq lists its product as uncharacterized. The coding region runs from base 66 to 821 and encodes 251 amino acids. The transcript has 3 exons. The record is from RefSeq and is a predicted model, not a curated record. Lineage: Eukaryota; Metazoa; Chordata; Leptocardii; Amphioxiformes; Branchiostomatidae.
AUGACGUAAGUUCCAAACUCGGAUACAGUUGGAGCCGUCUAGCAUCUGAUCUCAACCUGACAAGAAUGGAGAUUAACCAGAUUGAGAACAACCGCGGACUGACCAGAAACACCCAGCGGGCAUUCCGGGCGCUGAAGCAGUGGAGGAAGAAGUCUGGACAUGGACCUCUGCACUACCUCCCUCAGCUGGUAGGGGCUCUGAAGAACAUGGAGGAACUCAGCCUGGAUGGGGAUGUUACGGCUUUUCUACAGGAAUAUCGUCACAACUUGCCCCAGGUGACUGUCAGUCCUGAGGAGCACAUGGAUAUUCAAGGGGUGUUCAAAUGGUCGCUGCCUCACGAGGGCAAGUUUUACUGCCAGAACUCGGAUCUCCACGUCAUCACCCCCUACCCCCUGUACGUGACUAGUCGGAGCUGGUCUGCAGAACCGUGGAAGUACGAGUCAGACUGGGUACCUGUGGGGCCGCUGGUCCACUUCCAGUUCCGCUCUGACGAUGCCACAGAGCCAUUGGAGAUUGACCAGUCAGAUCAGUCAGAUUAUUCAGAUCAGUCAGAUCAGUCAGAUCAGUCAGAUCGGUCAGAUCAGUUAGAUCGGUCAGAUCAGUUAGAUCAGUUAGAUCAGUCAGAUCAGUUAGAUCUCUGGUCUGCAGAACCGUGGAGGUACGGGUCAGACUGGGUACCUGCGGGGCCGCUGUUCCACUUCCAGUUCCGCGCUGACGAUGCCACAGAGCCAGUGGAGAUUGACUUCCCUCACAUUGUCGAAUUGACAGGUACAGAAGCUCUAAAACUCAAUCAUAUCACUUUUAACAGUUCUCAGCUCUAACAUCACUCUAUGACUUAGGUGAUAGGAUGCUGGUGCACUAUCACAUGUUAUUAUUCAAUAUCAUUAUUGUUAUUA